Messenger RNA from Carassius gibelio (silver crucian carp), 1884 nucleotides. RefSeq names its product ATPase PAAT. The coding region runs from base 298 to 1359 and encodes 353 amino acids. The record is from RefSeq and is a predicted model, not a curated record. The transcript is spliced from 7 exons. NCBI's taxonomy places the organism in Eukaryota, Metazoa, Chordata, Actinopteri, Cypriniformes, Cyprinidae.
UAUUUUACUCAGGCGCAUGCAUGGGCGUCACUGUGGGUCCUGGAGCAGCUGUCGUCGCUGUUAUUCAGCAUGUGAUAUUGUUGAUGUGAAUGGACGUUGUUAGAUUGAGUUAUGUUUGUAUAAAGACUAUAGUAUUGCUUUUAUUAAACAAUUGACAGUGCUAUCUAUUAGCCAAUGGAGUAUUUUUGUUUUGAACUUUACAGCUAAUAUGUAAUUUAACUUCUCAUACCGCAAAUUUAAGGAGCGACAAAAGUGAAAUGGUUAUAUUUUAGUGUACGUAAAUUAUACUAUAUCAGGAUGUCCUCGAGUGAAGAUGCAGUGAUCUCUGCACGUAGUUCAUGGCUGUGCUCAUCACAGAAACAGCUGUCUGAUGUUCUCACUACAACACAAGACAACAGUCCAAGCGAUGAAUGCAGGUUUAAACAUGACAGGUGUGACCCUGUCUGUCUGGAGAGAGUUGAGGAGGGCUUGCCAUGUGUUGUCACGCUUCUGUGCACACCUAACUCUGCAUCUGUGAUCAGCAGUCUUCAGGUCGUCAGUGAAGCCCGCACUAUUGAAGUGUACUCACUGUCUGGAGAAUACUGCGGCACCUGCCGCGGAGAGCAAGUUCAAAAAUCACACAAUGAUGGUUCUGAAGAUAAGAGGCGUUUCUACAGGAAUCAUCUGGUGCUGGAGAUCCCUGUUGCAUCCUGUGAGGUGAAGCUGCUCUCUCUCGGUGGCCGCUCAUCUGUGGCUAUCACCCAUAUGGCUGUGGGACUGGAGAUGCUCAAGGACAGACAAAUUGGGCCGAGUAUAGACCCAGGCAUUGACCUUCAGCGUGUGCAGACCAUGAUGGAGGAGAUGGGCACCACCCUUUCACCAGGAGCGCAGAACCUCAUGGAACUUGUGCAGUGCCAGCAAAAGAAUAAAUCAGACAUGCUCAAUGGAUUCAUUCCUCUGCUCAUGGGAGGACGGGCUUUGAGUUGUUUGCCAAGAGGAGGUGGGGAUUCUAGUUCUGCAGUAGCAGAGUCAGGCCUUGGGCAGCUUCUGAACCAGACCCCCGGAGCCAUGUCUGCCAUGCUGAGCUCUGAAACGGGCACGGUCAAGACAGACCUGCUUCCAGUGCUGCAGAGCGUAUGCGGUCAGGUCACACAGCUCCGACUGGAAGAAGCCACAUCUCCAGAGAGGAAGAAGAAUGGAGAACGGGAGGGUCAUGUUUGUUGUGCAGGGUUUGAGAAAAUUCUGGAGACUGUUGUAGGGAAACGAAUGGAUGAGAUGGAGAGAAGAUUAAAGGAACAUCUGGACCUGCGUCUGGACGCUCUUCAGCAGAGACUGGAGAUCACACUUCAGCAGGCAUUCUCUCAGAAACAACAGCAGUAAACAACAUCCUCCAAAACACAAUACUAACCUGAACACUUUUAGCAAGAUCUCCGUCCUGAGCUUUAAUGACCACUGUAUUAUUCUGUAAAGGAACAUUUCAUUCAUGUCAACUAUCCCUUCACAACAAAAACGGUUGUAACAUUUUUCUUUUGCCUGCAGUCUCUAAAGCUUUGUGUGGAAAUGGUUUAUGGUUUAAUAGCAAUUGCUGCUCUUCAUGUGCACAUCCCAAAGAGACUGUACUUAUUUGGUUCAUGUGGUUAACAGCUUGAUGAGGCGAUUAUCUAAUGCAAGUGCACAAACAGUAUCAGGUGAUUUUCACAAAUCACAGCUACUUGAAGAUCUAAAUAACACUGUUUAUACUAUAUGUAAUAAUUUUAUCUAAACGAUACUACAAACAUUGGUUGCACUGACAGACUGUAAAUUGCCUUUGUGUAGAUCAUGUUCAUGUGUUUAUACUGUUCAUAUUGGAGAACUAAGAACAACAAAAAGAAAGAAAACGAUAUUAAAAAUGUUUAUACUAAAGAA